Molecule: messenger RNA, 387 nt
Organism: Penicillium waksmanii
Lineage: Eukaryota; Fungi; Ascomycota; Eurotiomycetes; Eurotiales; Aspergillaceae
Exons: 1
Coding region: 1-387 (128 amino acids)
Source: RefSeq, a predicted model, not a curated record
AUGCAAUUCGGCAAAGCGAUCGGGACGGCAUGUGCGUCGUUUGCGAUCACGAAUAUCGACGAUGCAUUCGUGCUGGUCACGUUUUUUGCUGAGGCAAGCACACGCAAGAAUACCAGUAUCACCCCGUUGAAGAUUACCAUCGGGCAGUAUCUGGGGUUUACGGUGAUUGUGGUUAUAAGUAUGAUUGGGUUCGGCGUGUCGCUUGUUCUGCCUUCGGAGCCGAUUGGGUUUCUGGGAUUGUUGCCUAUGCUUCUUGGUGUUUGGGCUUUGAUUGGGCUGAUAUUUGGUGGGGAUGAUGAUGAUGAUAACGAGGAGGAUGGUGAUGUUGUUGUUGUUGUUGUUGAUGGGGAGGUUGAGGGUGAGGGGGGAAAGGGAGGAGGCCGUUGA